UUGAAGGGAUUAAAAAGAGAGGAGUGCAGGGAGUUACAUCUCUCUGUCUCCCUCUCCUUCCAUUAAAAUUAAUAACCCAAACACCAUAAGAAAUCCUUCCCUUCGACUCCCUCCCUGCCCUUCAACUUCCUCAAUCCAAACUAAGGGAUAAAGUUCAUCCUUUUGAAUUGUUUCUCUCCCAAUUCAAUCUUAAUCCCAAACCACUCACUAAAAAGACUUAUUUUGGAGCUUACAUGGAGAAAAGCCACGAAUUUGUUUUGACCCAGAUGAGGAAAUCAGUUGAGAAACUAGGUGUUUCCACUGAGAAUUAUGGGGACCCAACACUCACUAGGUUCUUGAAUGCAAGAUCAAUGGAUCCAGAAAAGGCAGCAAAGAUGUUUGUCCAGUGGCACAACUGGAGGUCUACCAUAGUUCCUAACGGGUUCAUUGCGGAUUCGGAAGUAUCUGAUGAAUUGCAGCACAGAAAGAUUUUUCUGCAAGGUUUAUCAAAGAAGGGAUACCCAGUGAUGCUUGUGAAGGCCUGCAAGCACUUCCCUUCAAAGGAUCAUCUCCAAUUCAAGAAGUUUGUGGUUCAUUUGCUAGACAAAACAAUAGCAAGCUCCUUCAAAGGAAAAGAAAUAGGGAAUGAAAAGCUGAUUGGCAUUCUUGAUCUUCAACACAUCACAUACAAAAAUGUUGACGCUCGUGGAUUAAUAACAGGAUUUCAAUUCUUACAGGCCUACUACCCUGAACGUUUAGCGAAGUGUUAUCUUUUACAAAUGCCACGUUUUUUCGUUGCUGUUUGGAGGAUGGUUUCUCACUUCCUUGAGAAGGCAACAUUAGAGAAGAUUGUGAUUGUAAGCAACGAAGAUGAACACACAGAUUUUAUACAAGAAAUUGGUGAACAAGCCUUGCCGGAAGAAUAUGGGGGUCAGGCAAAGCUGACUGCCUUGCAGGAUGUUAUACUGCCCCAAUUGGAAGGUUGAUGGUGGAAAUGGGUCAAAGCCAGCUCCAGUUGCAAGACAAGGUUAGUAGUGAAGCAGCUGCAACAAUCUAAUUCAUCCGAACGUGUGAAAGAAUAGCAGUCACUAUGUAAUAAUUUGAAAUUGAAAUUGACUUCUCAAUCACUUCAUGAAAUUAUUAUUAUUAUUAUUAACAUCUUAUUAUAUUAUAAAAAGAAUUUUCUAAC
Molecule: messenger RNA, 1168 nt
Organism: Rubroshorea leprosula
Lineage: Eukaryota; Viridiplantae; Streptophyta; Magnoliopsida; Malvales; Dipterocarpaceae
Source: the annotation of a GenBank genome assembly